AUUUGUAUAAAAAUCAAUUAUUUUUUAUUUGAAAAUUUCAUUCUGCUUGUAUCGAAUAAACUUUGACUUAAACAAUCAUGAAAUUCUUUUUCACUUUAGCUUUAUUCUGUACAUUGGCUAUCAGUCAAGUUUAUUGUAAUGGUGCCGCUAUUGUAUCGGCUGCACGAUCACAAAUUGGUGUACCAUAUUCAUGGGGUGGUGGUGGUAUUCACGGAAAAUCACGUGGAAUAGGUGAAGGUGCCAAUACAGUUGGUUUUGAUUGUUCUGGCUUGGCACAAUAUUCUGUUUAUCAAGGUACACAUAAAGUAUUGGCACGUGUUGCUUCUGGACAAUAUUCCGAUCCAAAAUGUCAUCAUGUUGCAUAUGGUAGUCAUCAACCAGGUGAUUUAGUAUUUUUCGGUAAUCCUAUUCAUCAUGUUGGUAUUGUUUCGGCACAUGGUCGUAUGAUUAAUGCACCACAUACCGGUACAAAUGUACGAGAAGAAAAUAUCUGGAGUGAUCAUAUUGCUAAUGUUGCACGAUGUUGGUAAAUUGAUUUCAAAUCGUAUUGAUCGUAUCUGAAACAACAGAUGGCAGCACGAUGUUCAAAAAAAAAAAAAUCAUAAAAUGAUUUUUCAAUUUUUUUUUUCAUUUUUUUCAUUAAUCCUCCAAAUGAAAAUCAAAUAAAUUUCAAAAUAAGAUUUUUGUAAAAAA
Dermatophagoides pteronyssinus (European house dust mite) is the source of this 693-nucleotide messenger RNA. Its product is annotated as peptidoglycan endopeptidase RipB. Lineage: Eukaryota; Metazoa; Arthropoda; Arachnida; Sarcoptiformes; Pyroglyphidae. The record is from RefSeq and is a predicted model, not a curated record.